GCAACUGGCCAUGCGGGGUAACUGCCUGGCGAGAGAAACACCAUGGCGCAAUUUGUCACCUCUUCUCAGCAUCUUUCCACCACAUCCUUUGAAGUGCGCUUGCAGAUACCACCGGACUUUUGUUUGUUUGCUUUAUAAACACCACGAUGCCCAGAGAGACGUGCAUGAUAUUCAUCGACGACUCCAAUGUCUGGAUCGAGGCGCAGAAGUUCGCGGCGUCGGGCAAUAGCCACAUGCCCAAGUUGCAAGAUAGCGACCGCGACCCGCGUCUCCGCAUCGACAUUGGCAAGCUGGUGGAGAGGCUCCUGCGCAACCGUACCCAGGGCCCAUCGUUCCUCUACGGCUCCCGCCCACCCCCCAACGACUCGGUGUGGAAGGCCUUUGAGAAGAACAAGUUCGAGACCAACAUCUACGACCGCUCCUACGGCGGCAAGGAAAAGGAGGUCGACAACUCUAUGUCGGUCGACAUAGCUACGAAAGCUACCGAGCUGUCGAUGGAAGCCAAGCUCCUGGCUAAGCAUGGCGACCCCAAGGCCACUGAGAAGAAGGACAACACUACCUUUGUCGUCAUCACCGGUGACCGCGACCUGAUGCCCGCCGUCGAGCGCGUGCUCCAGGACAAGAUCCGCGUCGAGCUGUGGGGCUGGAAGUCGGGCAUUUCGCGGGCAUACCUGGACCUGGCGGCCGCGAAUGGCCUGCUGUCGGUGCACCUGCUGGAUUCGAUAUUCAAAGACAUCUGCUUCACCGCGUACCGCUCGACGCGCAAGGUUAAGUGCGUUGUCGGCGGCAAGACGAUGGUGCUCCGCAAUGUCGAUGAGAGCCGUGAGGAAGCCAUCUGCGAUCGGCUGCUCCGGACCGGGCAAUUGUUCUGGAUGACGCGGUGGGAUGGGGAGGCGGACCUGUGCAUCGAGUUUCCCAGGGCUCGCUCCAUCGAAAAGCUGAUUUUCCAGGCCCGGCAGCUUCUGCCUGACGAUACGAUCCUAUCGUGGCCCGAGUAUAGGGCCCGCUUCUCCCACAAGGACCCUACGGACGACGUGAAGACUGUCAAUAUGUAUGAGCUGUUGGGUCCGGAUUUUGUUGCGGAGGAUGAGCAUGAUGGUGCCAAUGUUGAAGAGCGGCUGCAGGAUUUGACGCUCAAGAACGCAAUUGAAAACGCUCGCGGCAGUGUAAGCGGCAAUGUAAGCGGCAACACCAACAGCAAUGGUAGCGGUUACAACAAUGGCAAUGCUAGGGCCAACUCCAGUGGAGACAUCAACAGUGGCAAGGACGCUGGCGACGACAGCGACGGCGGGGGCUGGCAGACCGUUGUCAACAAUAACGACCCGGGAAAACGCCACCGUCGCGUUGUCAACCAGCAGCAGGACUGCCCUUAUGGCCUGCGGUGCAAGAAGCAAGACGACUGCGGCUAUCGCCACACCGACCAGGAGCGGCGUCUGUUCCGGCAGAACCCAAACCAGAACCUCGGCAAGCGCAAGACCCAAAUGUGUCGGUACGCUCCAAACUGCUGGCGCGGGCGGGACUGCCCGUUCGCACAUACCGAGGCCGAAGCGAGGUGUCUGGACUGCGGGCAGACGGGCCAUUUCAGAGGCAACGCCGCCAAAUGUCUUUUGCGAACCUAAGAGUGCUAUCGGUGUAUAUUAGGGGCCUGGUGUAUGGCGGCGAUGCCUGACUUUCAAUCCUUUGGUCCAUGUUGACCGACUUUCUUUGACUGUAUUGUUUACAUAUAUGCUCCUGGGACUUCCUUUCUCGACUUGGAGCCACUGAAGCUUUUGAUUAUCGGAAUCUAGGCUGCUAGGAGAUUUCGUCUGAAAGGUAUCGGCCUCUAACCGCGCCAUCCUGAGCGAAUCCAAGCGGCUCGAGAUCUUCGAGAUCCCCG
Thermothielavioides terrestris NRRL 8126 is the source of this 1876-nucleotide messenger RNA. RefSeq lists its product as uncharacterized. Lineage: Eukaryota; Fungi; Ascomycota; Sordariomycetes; Sordariales; Chaetomiaceae. The coding region runs from base 147 to 1619 and encodes 490 amino acids. The transcript has a single exon. Gene Ontology annotation, molecular function: metal ion binding. The record is from RefSeq and is a predicted model, not a curated record.